ACAUUCUCCCCUUAGUGCAUUGGGUAGAGAACAGUGCAUUAUGGGGGAGCUGUUUCGCAGUGAGGAGAUGACUCUGGCCCAGCUCUUUCUCCAGUCUGAGUCCGCCUACUGCUGUGUCAGUGAGCUGGGGGAGAUCGGCAUGGUGCAGUUCAGAGAUUUGAACCCCGAUGUGAACGUUUUCCAGAGGAAGUUUGUGAAUGAAGUCCGUCGGUGUGAGGAGAUGGACCGCAAACUAAGAUUUGUUGAGAAGGAAAUCAAAAAGGCUAACAUACCUGUUGUAGACACAGGGGAGAACCCAGAGGUCCCUUUUCCACGAGACAUGAUUGAUUUGGAGGCCACCUUUGAAAAGCUGGAGAAUGAGCUGAAGGAGAUCAACACCAACCAGGAAGCCCUGAAGAAGAACUUCCUGGAGCUGACUGAGCUUAAGCACAUCCUCAGACGAACACAGCAGUUCUUUGAUGAGGAAUUUCAGCCGCUGGUGAUGAAGUCACACUGCCCUUCCCAAGACCAGUUCUGCAAGAUGGAAGACCCUGCACUUUUGGAAGAGUCGUCAACUCUACUGGAUCCAAAUGAGGUUGGACGUGCCGCUCCUCUUAGGCUUGGGUUUGUUGCAGGGGUGAUUGGCAGAGAAAGGAUUCCCACCUUCGAGAGGAUGCUGUGGAGAGUUUGUCGUGGAAAUGUCUUCCUGCGACAGGCAGACAUCGAGGACCCACUUGAGGACCCUGCCACAGGAGACCAUGUGCACAAGUCUGUGUUCAUCAUUUUCUUCCAGGGAGACCAGCUGAAAAACAGAGUCAAGAAGAUUUGUGAAGGGUUUCGGGCAUCUCUGUACCCCUGUCCUGAGACCCCUCAAGAGAGGAAGGAAAUGGCAGCUGGAGUCAACACUCGAAUUGAUGAUCUCCAGAUGGUGCUGAAUCAGACGGAGGAUCACAGGCAGCGUGUUUUGCAGGCGGCUGCCAAGACUGUCCGAGUAUGGUUCAUCAAGGUCCGGAAGAUGAAAGCCAUUUAUCACACUCUGAACCUCUGCAACAUCGAUGUCACUCAGAAGUGUCUAAUCGCUGAGAUAUGGUGCCCUGUGUCCGAUCUAGACUCCAUUCAGUUUGCUCUGCGUCGAGGCACGGAGAGAAGUGGAUCCACUGUUCCCUCCAUCCUAAACAGAAUGCAGACCAAACAGACCCCACCCACCUACAACAAAACCAAUAAGUUCACCUCUGGCUUUCAGAGCAUCGUUGAUGCCUACGGCAUCAGCAACUACCGGGAAAUCAACCCAGCUCCAUACACCAUCAUCACCUUCCCCUUCCUGUUUGCGGUCAUGUUUGGCGAUCUGGGUCAUGGUAUACUCAUGACCUGUGCUGCACUUUACUUGGUACUGCGAGAGAGCCGAUUAAUUGCCCAGAAAAACGACAAUGAGAUGUUUAACAUGGUUUUUGCGGGCCGUUACAUUAUUCUCCUGAUGGGAAUAUUUUCAGUGUAUACUGGGAUUAUCUACAACGACUGUUUCUCCAAAUCUCUCAAUGUCUUUGGCUCGGGCUGGAGUGUCAGGCCCAUGUUUGGAGAGAGAGGAGGCAACUGGACGCCUACGACACUGAAGGAUAACCACAUAUUACAGCUCGACCCUGCUGUGCCAAAAGUGUUUAGUGGACCCUAUCCAAUUGGCAUUGACCCAAUCUGGAACAUUGCCACCAAUAAGCUGACCUUUCUGAACUCCUUCAAGAUGAAGAUGUCGAUAGUUCUAGGAGUCAUCCACAUGACGUUUGGAGUUACUCUCAGUCUUUUCAAUCACCUGUACUUCAAAAAACCUCUGAACAUCUACCUGGGUUUUAUUCCUGAGAUCAUCUUCAUGGUCAGUCUAUUUGGCUACCUGGUGCUGCUCAUUUUUUACAAGUGGUUGGCAUAUGAUGCCAAGAGCUCAAAAGAAGCCCCCAGUCUUCUAAUAACCUUCAUCAACAUGUGCCUCUUCAGUUACAACGAUCCCACCAACAAGCCAUUUUACACGGGACAGGUUGUAAUUCAGUGUCUGCUAGUUAUUACAGCUCUCGCCUGUGUACCAUGUAUGCUUAUAGUAAAGACGCUAGUAAUGCGCAGGCAAUAUCUCUGGAGAAGACAUCUGGGAACGCAGAACUUUGGGGGAAUCCAUGUGGGCAACGGCCCCACAGAGGAUGAAGCUGAGAUCAUCCAACAUGACCAGCUCUCCCAAAACUUAGAAGAAGAAUCGCCUGAGCAGUCAGAGGAGGAAGUGUUUAAUUUUGCAGAUGUUGCAGUGCAUCAAGCCAUUCACACUAUAGAAUACUGCUUAGGCUGCAUCUCAAAUACUGCCUCUUAUCUACGGCUUUGGGCGCUGAGUCUGGCCCAUGCGCAGCUCUCUGAGGUCUUGUGGACAAUGGUGAUGCACAUGGGUCUGGCUUCUAGGAAUUUUGGUGGAUUCUUUGCGCUGUCAAUCAUCUUUGCCUUCUUUGCUACACUGACAGUGUUUAUUCUGUUGAUCAUGGAAGGGCUGUCUGCCUUCCUUCAUGCUCUCAGAUUGCAUUGGGUGGAGUUCCAGAAUAAAUUCUACACUGGACAGGGCUUCAAGUUCAUGCCUUUUACUUUUGACAGCAUUCUGGAGGGCAAGUUUGAAGACUAAACCACACCCACAUUCUCUCCCUCCCCAACUGCCACACCUCCAAACUACAGGAUUUCAUGAUUCUUGUGAACACUGUGACUUUGUAAGGCUCUAAAUUUCUCAGGUGUUCUAGAUCAGGACAUAAAUGGAAUAAUUUACAAGCAGGUAAACUAGAUGUAAAUAGUUGAAGCUGAAAAUAAUCUGAGCUAGAACUGCAUAACGUAUUUGCAAUGAUUUCGUAACUCUUCAAUUCUUGCAGUGAUAUGUAUUGAUGUGUAAUAAUACAAACUCAAGUAGUGUUGCCAUACAGCACACAGGAGUAUGAACAGCAUGUUUUACUCAAUCAAGGCAAAAUAUCAUUACAGUUUCCCUCCCAUUGUAGCAUAGGUGGAGAUUUUGUCUAUAUGUUUUCCAGUCUCUUAAAUUAUUAGAGUUUGUUUUUUAUGUAUCUUUUAUCCUUUAUGUUGACACAUUUACAUAAUAGUUCUCAUGCAAAGGGACCUCAUUUCAAAUGCAGCAAAGAAAGCUUCACUUUAUGGCAUUUCACAAGCUUCUGCCGAGAGGAUAUCCUCAUCAAGCAUAUCUGAUUACUAGAUGCAGAUAAUCCCCCAGAUUUAUUGCAGAUCUUUGCAUUUUUUUGGAAAAUGUAAGUAAAGAGAAAUUAUAUUUUAGUUGGCCUUGAACUGUGUUGCUGUUUUUUGUGUGUGUGUUUAGCUAUUGUGAUUUAAAUGCAAAUACACAUCUAAACUGUUAAUCUCAUGAAUCUGAUGGGUUUUUGAUUGUUGUGUUUACAACAUGAACAUGCAUUGGCUCCUGAAAAAAAAAUCGUUGGUUUGAUAGAUGUCAGAGGGAGUCUUGGAGAAAAUAACUAUACCAAGUAAAAGCAGUAGGUGAAGCUGAAUGAUUAUGUCUGUUUUGCUCGUCAAUAAAGAGCAAAGAGUGGAUCUGAACUCAAUUCUGUUUUUCUUUUUCUUUUUAACAUACA
Molecule: messenger RNA, 3587 nt
Organism: Sinocyclocheilus grahami
Lineage: Eukaryota; Metazoa; Chordata; Actinopteri; Cypriniformes; Cyprinidae
Product: V-type proton ATPase 116 kDa subunit a-like
Exons: 22
Coding region: 41-2623 (860 amino acids)
Biological process (GO): proton transmembrane transport; vacuolar acidification
Cellular component (GO): vacuolar proton-transporting V-type ATPase, V0 domain; vacuolar proton-transporting V-type ATPase complex; plasma membrane
Molecular function (GO): ATPase binding; proton-transporting ATPase activity, rotational mechanism
Source: RefSeq, a predicted model, not a curated record